Pieris brassicae (large cabbage white) is the source of this 941-nucleotide messenger RNA. RefSeq names its product achaete-scute complex protein T3-like. Gene Ontology annotation, biological process: positive regulation of transcription by RNA polymerase II. The transcript is spliced from 2 exons. Gene Ontology annotation, cellular component: RNA polymerase II transcription regulator complex. Bases 66 to 779 code for a protein of 237 amino acids. The record is from RefSeq and is a predicted model, not a curated record. Gene Ontology annotation, molecular function: DNA-binding transcription factor activity, RNA polymerase II-specific; protein dimerization activity; RNA polymerase II transcription regulatory region sequence-specific DNA binding. Lineage: Eukaryota; Metazoa; Arthropoda; Insecta; Lepidoptera; Pieridae.
UGCUUUUUUGAACGUCGCGCGGAUCGGUUGUCUACUAUCCGCAGUGACCCGCGUAAACACGUAAUAUGUUGCAAGAAAUACAACUCGUCCAAGGUCAAACAAACUACGUCGUAGUCUCGUCUGGUUACCCAUCAGCGACAGUAACAAAGACCGCAAUGGAGAAAAGGGUCGUACCUAUCGCUCCAGCUCCAGAAAAGAACUACGUCACACACGACACCCCUCCAAACUUGCAGUACAGGAAGAAAGUUCAUUUUAGAACAAAUCCAUACACAGGUCCCCAGGCUGCAUCCAUCGCGAGACGAAAUGCAAGAGAACGGAAUCGCGUGAAGCAAGUAAACGAUGGUUUUAAUGCCCUUCGUCGUCACCUGCCAGCUUCCGUUGUGGCCGCGUUAUCAGGUGGCGCCCGGCGUGGAUCAGGGAAGAAGCUGAGCAAAGUGGACACUUUAAGAAUGGUGGUUGAAUAUAUAAGAUAUCUUCAGCAAUUAUUAGAUGAAAGUGAUGCAGCUCUAGGAAUAACACGCGAUCAGGAGAAUAGAGAAAAUAUACCAAAUGCCCAAGUAAUGACAUCUAUGGACAUGGAUGACAGUUUUUUUUAUGGUAGUGGUUCUCCCUGUUCUGAGAAACCUGAUUCACCUGCGCCCUCGGAGUGUUCUUCGGGAGUUUCAUCAGCAUAUUCUCCGGUGGAUACGAAUCGAUAUGAGGUGUCAACGCAGCAGCACCUCGGUCCUAUGGAUGAAGACGAGCUCCUCGAUGUAAUUUCCUGGUGGCAACAAAAAUAGCAAUAUCAUAGGUAAUCAAGUUCAAACAGGACGUAUCCCUCCGACUCACUAUAUGUCAAUAGUGCAGACGAAAAGACUCUUAAUAUAUCUAGUCAAAUAACAGUGCCUUUAUAGUGUAAGAUGUGUAACAGGUGUUUGUGAACAAUUGUUUGUUACCGAACU